Messenger RNA from Symbiodinium necroappetens, 1050 nucleotides. The record is from the annotation of a GenBank genome assembly. NCBI's taxonomy places the organism in Eukaryota, Dinophyceae, Suessiales, Symbiodiniaceae.
AUGAUGAAGCAUGUCAGGUCUGCUUUCAUGUCAGUGCGUGGGCACGGGUGCAGGCAUGCAUAUUUUACAAAAGUAUUUGUACGAGGCUAUCCUUUCAUGCUAUGCCGCAACGUACGAUCCAAGGUUACAGCACACCGCGCCACUCCAGCAGGUGCGCUACCUGAAGGUUGGGUACAGGAGUGGCGUGUUCUGCGCUUCAUUCCCGAGAACCGGUCUUCCGACUUGAUCCAGGCAAUAAACCGAGUCUCGAUCGACGAGUUCGGUAACCAGAGGCAGCAUCUUCGAAAUUGUUUGCUGAUGCCCUACACAAAGUCUGUGGCAAGUUCGGUCUUGGCAGCGCUCGAGCUGGUUUUGGAACGGGCGCCCCUGGCUGACGACUCUGAGAAAGAGGAGCCUGAGCUUCGCAUCCUGUGCGUUGGCUUCGGGGGCGGAAGCGUGCCAGCGUUUUUCACAGAAAUGCUUCCUGAUUGUCGGGUGGAUGUGGUGGAGCUGGAGCCUGCUGUCCUUGACGCAGCGGAGUCCAUGGGCUUCGUGCCACAUCCUCGGAUCAAUGUCUACUUGGACGAUGGUGCGAAGUUUGUGCAUCAAGCCGUGCACAGCACUGACGGACUACACAACGGGAUGUACGACGCAUUGGUCAUCGAUGCCUACGAUGUGGAGGGCAACGUGCCUUCUGCUUUCACUUCUGCGGGCUCCAGCUUCUCUUCCGCACUUGCCAAAGGGCUCCUUCGUCCUCGAGGCGUCAUGGUGACAAAUCUGUUGCCUUCUGCGCCUUUGAGUCAGAUCUUGCAGGAUCAAGCCCAGGCUAUAUGCUCCCGGGGCGACUGCCUGUCCUUUGGCAUUGAAGCAGAAGGAUCAGGCAAUCUCUUGGCUCUGCAUGCUUGCGGAGCACCGAUUCGGUCUGGCAGCCAACGGCAGCGGAAGGCGGAGCUUUUCCUUCGGCUUUGGCUCGCCGCAAGGUCGGCACAGAAAGCGACCGGGUGUCCAUUCAGCAUCGCACGACUGGCGACACGAAGAAUUCGCUCGCUGGGAGGACGGCGGCGAGCUUGA